GCACAGCCCCUUCCCCGGCUGAGCAUUGGGAAGAAGACCCUGGUGGCGGCCGCCGUGGGGGUCAUGCUGGUCCUGAUCCUUGUGGUCCUCAUCCCGGUGUUGGUCAGUUCCGUGGGGACUGGCGUCGCGGAUGCCAGCCACUAUGAGAUGUUGGGCACCUGCCGUAUGGUCUGCGACCCCUUUCUGGACACAGGUACGGGGACCGGCACAGGUGCAGGAACCGCCACGGCCACCACAGACCUCCAGGCUGAGAAGGCAGACAACAACGCCCUCGGCGACCACAGCAUCGGACCUCCGUUGCCUACCUAUGGAGCCAAUGGGCCGCAGGGGAAGCCAGGACUACCGGGCAAACCAGGACCCCCAGGUCCCCCUGGAGAGCCAGGACCACCUGGACCCAAGGGCCCGCCAGGGGACGCGGUCAGGACAGGGAUACUCGGUCUAGGGGGCAAGGGGGCCAUCAGUGCGGCCACUUACAGCAACACGCCCCGGGUGGCGUUUUUUGCCGGACUGCGUAACCCGCAGGAAGGCUACGACAUCCUGCGCUUCGACGACGUGGUCACUAAUCUGGGGGAUAACUUUGUGGGCUCGACGGGCAAGUUCACGUGCAAGAUCCCGGGCACCUACUUUUUCAUCUACAAUGUGCUAAUGCGAGGAGGAGAUGGCACAAGCAUGUGGGCGGACCUGAUAAAGAACGGCCUGGUCAGGGCCAGCGCCAUUGCUCAAGACCAGGACCAGAGUUAUGACUACGCUAGCAACAGUGUCAUCCUGCAUUUGGACGCCGGAGAUGAGGUGUUCAUCAAACUGGACGGGGGCAAGGCCCAUGGGGGCAACAGCAACAAAUACAGCACCUUCUCAGGGUUCAUCCUCUUCGCUGACUGA
Molecule: messenger RNA, 879 nt
Organism: Hypomesus transpacificus
Lineage: Eukaryota; Metazoa; Chordata; Actinopteri; Osmeriformes; Osmeridae
Product: C1q-related factor-like
Exons: 2
Coding region: 64-879 (271 amino acids)
Molecular function (GO): protein binding
Source: RefSeq, a predicted model, not a curated record